AUGAUCCUAACGGCUCGCCUCUCCCUUAUCACCUACCUCCUCACCCUGAUCGUUCCCGCCAUCGCGGUCCCAGUCGCCCAUGGAGACAGCCCAGCAUCAAUUGGCGCGCCGAGUCUCUCAAGCGCUGCCACUUCAUCACACUGGCACAAGCCCUCAAGCGUAGCUUUGGCGGCGACUCCCACUGCCACUGUGGCGGCCUACGCGUGCCCGGAUAAGCAGUUCAAGCGGUGCUGCCAAUCUGUCGAGAGCGCGUCCAAGAGCCUCAUUUCCCCGCUGGGCAAGCUGUUUCCUAUGCUCAAUGGUCUUCAGAUUAGUUCGGAGAUUAACUUUCAAUGCAACCCAAUGAAAGACGACGCAUACCCCGACUCAUGCACAAACGGCGCAGCUGCCAUGUGCUGCGAUAGUAAGGCCGAGGAUUUCAAUUCGUGCAAGCCCUUCGAGCAGGCGAAGGAGAAGGCCGAGAUGGAGGCUCUGGGGGAGCAUCCUGAGAGCCAGGUCGACACGAUCAAUGAUGCUUUGUCGUGA
Molecule: messenger RNA, 525 nt
Organism: Penicillium lagena
Lineage: Eukaryota; Fungi; Ascomycota; Eurotiomycetes; Eurotiales; Aspergillaceae
Exons: 3
Coding region: 1-525 (174 amino acids)
Source: RefSeq, a predicted model, not a curated record